Messenger RNA from Sander lucioperca (pikeperch), 6433 nucleotides. It is a transcript of the gene col4a2, whose product is annotated as collagen, type IV, alpha 2. The transcript is spliced from 48 exons. The record is from RefSeq and is a predicted model, not a curated record. NCBI's taxonomy places the organism in Eukaryota, Metazoa, Chordata, Actinopteri, Perciformes, Percidae. Bases 322 to 5355 code for a protein of 1677 amino acids. Gene Ontology annotation, molecular function: extracellular matrix structural constituent. Gene Ontology annotation, cellular component: collagen trimer.
CCACACCCCCCUCCCAAAACGACCACCCUCGCCCAUGCAAACGGACUCAACCCUGCUGUUACAAACACUUUGACUUUUCUCGGUAAGGAGAGGGACUACUCGGCACACUUUGGUGUGUAUUUGUGUGAAUAUUUGAGCAGGCUUUGGUGCCACAGGUAGCUGUUUUGAAACUUUUCAGCCCGGGACGCCGCGCAUCUCUUGGCCCGUGAUAUCCAUUUCCUUCACCUUACCUCCGCACGCAAGCCUGGGGUGACUGUCGGGCAGUCAUGCUGUAGAAGUGUCUCUACAAGUGAAACAGUGGAACUCAAGUUUGCGGUGCGCAUGAGCGGGACCAUGCAAGGACAACACAACAGAGGACUGAAGAACCUGAGGCUGCUGCUUCUGUGCCUCUCCAUUGCCAUCCUCGCCUCAGGAGUGCACGCGGGUGGGAAGAAGGACAGUGGCCCGUGUGGAGGAAGAGACUGCAGCGGAGGCUGUCAAUGUUUCCCAGAGAAGGGUGCCAGGGGUCACCCUGGUCCUCUAGGUCCUCAGGGCUCCCAGGGGCCUCCAGGGAGACCAGGUGAUCCAGGCAUCCAAGGACCAAAGGGGCAGAAGGGUGACCGCGGCCGUAGUGGCAUCAUAGGUCCUAAAGGAAAUGUGGGAAUGACCGGCGUUCCUGGGUUUUCUGGAAGUGAUGGCAUUCCUGGCCAUCCAGGACAAGCUGGGCCAAGGGGAAGGCCAGGUGCAGACGGCUGUAACGGGACACACGGAGAAUCAGGGUUAAUGGGGCAACCCGGCUAUAAUGGCGCACCUGGUUUUCCUGGACAGCCAGGCUGGAAGGGACAGAAGGGAGACUCUCUGGAGCUCACUGUGUACAUGGAGCGCUUCAGGGGAGAUCCAGGCACACCAGGGCCCAACGGAAGAUUUGGGCCUCAAGGAAACCCAGGACACCAGGGUCACAUAGGCUUCCCAGGUCCAAAGGGUCCCCCAGGGCCUCCAGGUCCCCGUGGACCAAAGGGCACUAUGACCAAAGUGCUUAAGGGACUCCGAGGAGACGACGGGGAAGCCGGACCGCCAGGGCUGCCAGGAAACUCAUCAGCUCAUCAGCAAAUUAAGCCCCCCUACGGCCUCCCGGGACCUCGUGGUGAGAAAGGUCUGAAAGGAAACAUAGGAGAUCCGGCUGACAACAAAGGUGAAACAGGUGUGAUGGGAUUCCCUGGAUCACGGGGUCCAUCUGGUGCAGAUGGGCGUCCUGGACCAAGGGGGGAUUUUGGUGAACAAGGACCAAAAGGCAGAGAUGGUCCUAAGGGAGUCAGAGGUGACCCGGGAGAACUGAUUUCAUCAGGAAACUGGCCCUGGAUUUCAGGAGCUGGUCCUACCGGUCCUCCUGGUGAGCAGGGUCCACAGGGAGAGAGAGGCCCGGUUGGAAACCAAGGCUUCCCCGGACCCCCAGGACGCCCCGCCUCUGAAACACAGCAACAAGUUUGGGAUUUCAUGGGGCCAUUUGGUAUGAAGGGAGAGCCAGGAGAUAAGGGCCAACCAGGGGAUCCAGGACGCCCUGCUGACAGGGCAGGACCCCCAGGCUCUAGCGGGCGCCCGGGGGUCAGGGGCCCUCCAGGACCCAAAGGAACAUGGGCUGAGUUCUUCAAGGGGGCUCCUGGUGGGAGAGGAAGGCCUGGCAAUGCAGGCUAUAAAGGACUGAAAGGUGAUCAUGGGUUGUGUGAAUGCACCAUUGUAAACUCUCCACCGGGGCUACCUGGACCUGCCGGUGACCGCGGUGAUGCUGGGAUGACCGGAGAGUUUGGUCAGGAGGGUGAUUUAGGAGAACCAGGUCCCCAAGGAGACAACGGAUUCCCUGGACCUCCUGGGCUCAGUGGUGUGCUGGGCCAAAAAGGUCGGAAAGGCGAACCAAGUGUGGCCUCACAGAAAGGAUAUCCUGGAGACCCAGGGGAUCACGGGCGAGAUGGUGAGACGGGAGCGUUUGGCGCUCCGGGCCAAAAUGGUUUGCCUGGUAUCCCUGGGAGCCGAGGUCUUCCAGGAGAAGGUGCCAGAGGAGAACCUGGAGACAAAGGUUUCCCAGGUCGGCCUGGUCGACCCGGUGCACCCGGGCUAAGUGGAGAAGAAGGUAAAGUCCUUGGGGGAGUCAAGGGCCAACGUGGUUUACCCGGUGACGAUGGCCACGCGGGCUAUAACGGAGUUCCAGGAACACCUGGCACCCCAGGCGGCUGUAGUCCAACAGGAGAUGGAGGACAGGUGGAUGUUACAGGUCCUUGUGAUGCUGUUCCAGGACCUCCGGGGCUGCCUGGACCUCCAGGACCCAGUGGAUUACCAGGUCUCCCAGGUCAGCCUGGCCAAAAAGGACCACAGGGCCCACAUGGAGCACAUGGAGAGAAAGGAGAAAAAGGAGAUCAAGGCAUGGGUGGCCAUCCUGGACCACCAGGUUUUUCCGGCCCCCGUGGAGACUUGGGGGUUCCUGGCAGCAAAGGUUCAGCAGGAGUCCCUGGUGUGCCCGGUGAGCACGGUCGGUACGGGGCACAAGGUGAGAAGGGUGCUCACGGAGAGAUCUUUGGAGCAUCACCAGGACCCCCCGGAGACGCAGGGCUGCCUGGGCUUCAAGGGAAUAAAGGCCUAACCGGUGAUCCAGGAGAGCAAGGCUAUCCAGGAAUGGGCGGCAUGCCUGGUAUGAUCGGCUCCAGGGGUGAGAGGGGCCCUCUGGGCCUGCAGGGGGAGGAAGGGAGGCCAGGGCCAGCGGGCAAGUACGGUUACCCUGGUGAUCCUGGACGAGCAGGUCCUCCUGGGCCGCGUGGUGGUACCGGACAGCCAGGUUUACCCGGAGAGAGGGGAACUGAAGGAGACCCGGGACCUCCAGGUCCAAUUGGAUUAAAAGGCAACCCAGGGACCUACGGUAAUGAUGGUGCCUUUGGAGAGCAUGGCCCAUCAGGUGAAAUGGGAAAGCCUGGUGCAGAUGGACGCCCAGGACUUCCAGGAAUGAAGGGAUACAAAGGGUCUUCAGGCUUGCCAGGGUUUGAGGGUAACAGGGGCAAUAAAGGGGUGAAGGGCUUCAGCGGGUUCAUUGGGGAAUCUGGAUUGCCGGGCCAAGUUGGCUUAAAAGGAGUGAAGGGUCGAAGUGGAGAGAAAGGUGAUCGUGGUUUGAGAGGGGCACCCGGAGACAAGCCUCACAUCCCCGCCCAGAUGAUUGUUGACAUGAAGGGAACAAAGGGAGACCAGGGGCAUUUGGGAAAUCAAGGUUUCACCGGGCCAAGAGGUGUUAAGGGUUUGCCCGGUGUGCCAGGCUACGAUGGAACCCAUGGUCCUCCUGGAAACCCCGGCAAUAAGAAAGGUUACCAUGGAGAUCCAGGAGCAGAGGGGCUGCAGGGGAUGAAAGGAAUGCCUGGCCUUACUGGAAAUCAAGGAAUUACGGGUUUCGAUGGAAUGCCAGGCAACAGGGGAAUUAAAGGAAGUCCUGGUGCCUAUGGCGCAACAGGAGACAAAGGAAGGAAGGGAGUCAAAGGUGACACAGGGCCGCGCAUAGACCUUCCAGGAACCACUGGAUUGAGAGGAGAGCAUGGUUCUCCUGGAGAGCCAGGCCAGAAAGGAUUGAUUGGACAACCAGGGGACAGGGGAACACCUGGUUUUGGUGGAAUCGAUGGAAGAAAGGGAGAGUCAGGUGAACCAGGAAUAUCAGGGUACCCAGGCUCUGAUGGGCAGAAGGGAACUCCUGGUAACCAAGGUCAGAAAGGCUUUCCUGGAACGCCUGGAAAAGAUGGACAUCCGGGUUUUCCUGGCUUCCCAGGAAACAAAGGGUUCCCCGGCCUGAAAGGUCUUUAUGGAUUACAUGGACUGAAAGGAACAAAGGGUAUCCCUGGAACACCAGGUCUGGAUACCAUUGGACCAGCUGGGGAAUCAGGAAUCAAAGGAGAGAAGGGAGAGGGUGGUGACCCCAACAGCCAACCAGGUGCUCCUGGCACAGCGGGUUUAAAAGGCUUCCAGGGACCUCUAGGUGACCAUGGUCAACCUGGACCGCCAGGAUUACGCGGCCCUGUAGGACCGAACGGGACCCCAGACAGACCAGGACCCAGUGGGGAUCCUGGUUAUAAAGGACCUAAAGGGUACCAAGGUUUCCCAGGAGCCAAAGGAUUUCCUGGUGUGGAUGCUCCCCCUGGAGAAAAAGGUGUACCAGGAGUACAUGGGUUUCCUGGACUCCCUGGAAGGAAAGGAUUUAAAGGAGAUCAAGGUUCAUUUGGAUACAGGGGGCCAAAUGGUGUCUCUGGGAAGAAAGGAGUGAAAGGAGAGCAAGGAGUGAUGGGAGUUCCUGGUGUUACUGGUGUGAAGGGAGAAAGAGGGCCAUCUGGUCCAAAAGGAAACACUGGACCAACAGGUGUUCGUGGGAUCCCAGGAGACCAGGGUCCUCUUCCAAUUCCCAUUAGAAUUCCAGGAGAGAGAGGCCCUCCAGGUCCGCAUGGUAUCCAAGGACCAAAGGGGGUCAAAGGGGAAACAGGGCCACAGGGCCCCCCUGGGGAUACAGGGUUCAUGGGACCCAUUGGGCAGAAGGGCAUGCCGGGGAUUGGUGGUAGAUCAGGAACGCCUGGAUUUCGUGGAGAGCUUGGACAAAUGGGCCACCCCGGUCUGCAAGGCAUGGAAGGUCACCGUGGAAACCCUGGUAUCCGCGGGUUACCUGGUAUGCCUGGCCGCAGCGUCAGCGUGGGUUACUUGCUGGUGAAACACAGUCAAUCAGAGCAGACGCCCAUGUGUCCUGUGGGCAUGUCGAAACUGUGGGACGGCUACAGUCUGCUGUACUUUGAGGGCCAGGAAAAGGCCCACAAUCAGGAUCUUGGUUUGGCUGGCUCCUGCCUCCCACGGUUCAACAGCAUGCCCUUCCUGUACUGCAAUCCUGGAGACAUUUGUUACUAUGCCAGCAGAAAUGAUAAGUCCUACUGGCUGUCGACGACUGCUCCUCUUCCCAUGAUGCCUGUAGAAGAGGGAGAGAUCAAACCGUAUAUCAGCCGCUGCUCAGUAUGCGAAGCUCCAUCAGUUGCCAUCGCAAUCCACAGCCAGGACAUCACCAUCCCACAGUGUCCUGCGGGCUGGCGCAGCCUGUGGAUCGGCUACUCCUUCCUCAUGCACACAGCAGCAGGAAAUGAAGGCGGAGGUCAGUCCUUGUCGUCGCCUGGCUCCUGCCUGGAGGACUUCCGCACAACACCAUUCAUUGAGUGUAACGGGGCCAAAGGCACAUGCCACUACUUUGCUAACAAGCACAGCUUCUGGCUAACCUCCGUAGAUCAGUCGUUCCACACUGAGCCGGCAUCAGAGACGCUCAAAGCAGGCCAGCUCCUGUCACGCAUCAGCCGCUGCCAAGUCUGCAUGAAGAACUUGUGAGAGACUCUACAGUAUAACGCUGACACAAAGAAGUUGUUGCAUUAAAAGUGGUCUAGUGGCGUCUCUCUAUCCAUGUACUAAACCAAACAAAGGGGGAUCUGACAUACUUAUUUAGAUCAAUGUAAAUGGGAAACAUUCUCCCAGAACCACAGAGCUCAGUUAUGCAAUGACUGUGUGAUGCCUUGAGCUUUGAGUGCAAUGUCCCGCUGUAGAUAAAAACAGGAGAAGCCCCAUAAUGAAGUCAACAGCAUUAUGGGAAAACAAGUAUUUUUUGUGUUAAAUGUGGAUUGGUGCUUACUGUUUAACUUAUUACCUCAGCUACGAUCAUUGUUAACGAUCAGAGGCCGUACACUACAGCUGAACCAAAGACGCCCAUGUGUAUGCACUGCUUCAGUUUAUCUAGAUGUUUUUAUUGUUUAGGGUAUACAGCCCACCAUAAAGCCACUAACACUGCUUCUCAGCCGUAUGAAGAAUAUGUCUUGAACAAUUGUGGUUGAUACUAUUGAUAGUAUUAUCCUGCUUUUAUUCCAUUGCUCUUACAAAACCUUUUUUUAUAAUCCGAGCUUUCAAGCCGUUCGGCCAUUAUUAUUCAUUUCUCAACUAUUGCGAAAAAUCAUCUGUAACUCUUUUAUUUUUCAUACACCAUAUGUUCACACAAUGCACUGAUUCUCUUUGUAUUUAUACCAGCUGAAUGAACUUGACCCCCCUCCCUAAGAGUUUAAACAUAUAUCUUUUCUAAUACUACUCAUGUCACACUCAUUUUACUUUACAAAUCUACUAAUUAUUGAACUGGCCCGAGUUGCCAACAGGACAGAAUGUAAACAGCUCGAAUCAAAGGUCAAGGUCUGACUGCAGCAAAUCCAUGCUGUGGUCACUUAUCCUGGGAUAGAUUGGAGUGUUUUACACAAUUUAGAAAGUAGGUCAAAUGUUCUACUUCUCCUAGAUUCACUCGUUUGGAAAUAAACUGUUUGAUUAGACCAGGAAUAUACUGACAGUUAACUGUAACGUAAUAUUGGUAAUUUUCCUUACAUGAUUAUUUCAUUGGAUUGUAAAGAUUAAAUGUUGUUUGUUAUAGUUC